CUUUUUGAUCAGUUCCCGGCAAGUAAACAUGGCGUCCUUUGAAGGAAGUGGUGUGACUACUGGUCAGCCAAACUUACAUAAACAGGAUUUAUCGAAAUUGGAUGUUACGAAACUUACACCACUGUCCCCUGAGGUUAUUAGUAGACAGGCUACGAUAAAUAUUGGCACAAUCGGUCAUGUAGCCCAUGGUAAAUCAACUGUAGUUAAAGCUAUUUCGGGAGUGCAAACUGUCAGAUUUAAAAAUGAACUCGAAAGAAAUAUUACCAUUAAAUUGGGUUACGCUAACGCAAAAAUCUACAAAUGCGACAACCUGAAGUGCCCCAGGCCUGCCUGUUACAUUUCGGGAAGUUCCUCGAAAGACGAUAACUUCCCCUGUCUACGUCCCGCCUGCACCGGACGCUUCCAAUUGGUCAGGCACGUGAGUUUCGUCGAUUGCCCCGGUCACGACAUCCUCAUGGCAACUAUGCUUAACGGCGCUGCCGUCAUGGACGCUGCUCUUUUGUUAAUCGCAGGAAACGAAUCGUGCCCUCAGCCGCAGACGAGCGAGCACUUGGCCGCCAUCGAGAUCAUGAAGCUGAAGCACAUAAUAAUCCUGCAAAACAAAAUCGACCUGGUGAAAGAAGGCCAGGCCAAGGAGCAGCACGAGCAGAUCGUGAAGUUCGUGCAGGGCACGGUGGCGGAGGGCGCGCCCAUCAUCCCCAUCUCGGCGCAGCUGAAGUACAACAUCGAGGUGCUCUGCGAGUACAUCACCAAGAUGAUCCCGAUCCCGCAGCGCGACUUCACGUCCGAGCCGCGCCUCAUCGUGAUCCGGUCGUUCGACGUGAACAAGCCCGGCUGCGAGGUGCACGACCUCAAAGGCGGCGUGGCCGGCGGCAGCAUCCUCAGGGGCGUGCUGAAGGUGGGGCAGGAGAUCGAGGUGCGCCCCGGACUGGUCAGCAAGGACUCGGAGGGCAAGCUGACGUGCAGGCCGAUCUUCUCGCGCAUCGUGUCGCUGUACACGGAGCAGAACGAGCUGCAGUUCGCCGUGCCCGGGGGGCUGAUCGGGGUCGGCACCAAGAUCGAGCCGACGUUGUGCAGGGCCGACAGGCUGGUCGGGCAGGUGCUCGGCGCGGUCGGCGCCCUGCCCAGCAUCUUCAUCGAACUCGAGGUGAGUUACUACCUCCUCAAGCGUCUGCUGGGCGUGCGCAUGGAGGGCGACAAGAAGGGCGCAAAAGUGCAACGCCUGACCAAAAACGAAGUUUUGCUGGUCAACAUCGGUUCCCUGAGCACGGGCGGCCGCGUGGUGGCCACCAAAGCCGAUUUGUGCAAAAUCGCCCUCACCAAUCCCGUGUGCACCGAGGUGGGCGAAAAGAUCGCUCUCAGUAGGCGUGUGGAGAAGCAUUGGCGUCUCAUUGGCUGGGGCCAAAUCCGCGGAGGGGAGACCAUCGAGCCCUCCAACAACUAACCGAAAAAGCGUUUUUAUUGUUGACCUAUUAACUUUUUAUUCGAGCUACACAUUACUUAUUAAUCGUUUAUAUUUUAUAUCGGACUUUUGUUUUAUGUUCUUAGGUUGAUAGUAGGUUUUUCAAAGAAUAAAUACGUAUAAUAAU
Molecule: messenger RNA, 1589 nt
Organism: Brassicogethes aeneus
Lineage: Eukaryota; Metazoa; Arthropoda; Insecta; Coleoptera; Nitidulidae
Source: the annotation of a GenBank genome assembly